Suillus fuscotomentosus is the source of this 417-nucleotide messenger RNA. RefSeq lists its product as uncharacterized. The record is from RefSeq and is a predicted model, not a curated record. Lineage: Eukaryota; Fungi; Basidiomycota; Agaricomycetes; Boletales; Suillaceae. Bases 1 to 417 code for a protein of 138 amino acids. The transcript has 3 exons.
AUGAUUGCGCUUGCUCACUCACACCAAAUUUAUAGGAAACAGUGUUUACUUGUGAAUGAAUCUACGACACUUCGUCGUCAUGCCGAAGCUAAUUUUGCGGGAAAGUAUCGACAAUGGGCAAAGGAGCACUCUUUCAAGUCGAUGUUACCGGGUGAUGUCAAGGCCCACAAGGAGAAGGCCGAGCAGGCGCAGCGGACCAUUAACUCGCAUCUGACUGAAUGCAAACUCUCUGAACGAGUCAUACCGUACUCGGAUAAGUUAUUCAAACAAGCUUCAAUUGAAUGGUUGGUUGCAACGGAUCAACCCAUCCAAGCCCUUGAACAUCCAAAGUUCCAGGAGAUGAUUUAUGUCGCUUCACGGGCGACAAAUAGUGUCAAAAUCCCCAGUUGCAAAGCCACCUGCGCCGAGAUCAUAUGA